This is a messenger RNA of Anopheles cruzii, 1756 nucleotides long. RefSeq lists its product as uncharacterized. The record is from RefSeq and is a predicted model, not a curated record. The coding region runs from base 49 to 1575 and encodes 508 amino acids. The transcript is spliced from 2 exons. NCBI's taxonomy places the organism in Eukaryota, Metazoa, Arthropoda, Insecta, Diptera, Culicidae.
GGUAGUGAACGAUCUCGGCAAUGCUCGCGGUUGCUUUCGCUGGACGAAAUGAACCGGGCAAAGAUUGCCGCAUUGCCAUUUGCCGAUGGGAUUCGGCGAGCCGCCUUGACGGAGGCAGACAGUCCAUCGAUCGAUUGUUUACCCUUCCUGCCUUACCAAAUACAAGUGCCUUGUUUGGAGUCCAAACCAGGAACACCGAAGGAUGCAGACAUCUCGGAAGUAGCUUUCGCCGAAGAGGACGCUUCUAUUUCGAACAUUUUUGAUGCCACGUUCACCACGGACGAUCGCCCAGUGCGUCCCGUUCGCAACUUUGCCGCCGAGUGGAACCUUUCCGAAGUGCUAGAGAGCGACCCCGAGGAUCCCGAGAUGGUGCCGAGCCCAGGAGAGAAGCGACCGUCAUCAGCGACAGAAACAAAUCUGCCCACUCACGAACGCCUUACCUCGGCUUCGUUCAACCACCUGCUGGAAGAUGAUGAAGACGUGUUCUUCGACGUCUCUGCGACCGGCGUGGAUCCAUUUUCGGGAAAGGGGUUGCACAAAGAAAAUCACCAUCUCGUGGCUGGAACGGUCACCUCUCUGCUCGCAUCAUCACCACCACACCGUGAACCGAUCGCCAGGAGUAGCCCGAUGAUAGCGACACAAACAUCACCUUCCGUAUUCGCGACCCAGAAGAGUUCCUCUAGACAGCGGUUAAACUUCCAGCGCCUGCGGUUGGCGGACGUACCCAGAGCACCUCUCGGAAAUCUUCGGUUCAGCCCGAACACAAGUUGUAGAAAGGUUACCGACCACAAAAUUGAGCCCGAUUUCGGCCUACCUCCCAGCCAGGAGCAUGAUCGGAGCAUUAUCGGAAUUCUGCGUCGUCCAAAUGGCAGGGCCCGAAUAGCAGACUCCGAAAGUGAAGACGACAAUCCGAAGGCGACGAGUCGCGACAGUAGCACCGAAUGGUCCGGUGAGAGUACCGAUUGCGACGAAGCUUUGCUACAAGUUCCUAUGCCCGAUUCAUCACAGUCACCUGUAGGUCCACCUCUCCGCAGAUUCCGUAAAACAAGUCGAUCAGCACAGCGUAAGCACCGUGGCAGACUUCCAACCGGUGUUGCUUUCCUCGACUUGGAAGCGGCGGUCAGCGGAACAGAUUCGGAAGAUGACGAAAAUCACCAAUUUGAAACACAGCUUGACGGGUUCAUCGUUAGCCAGGUCGCCGACAUGGAUCGGACUGCGCACUCCGUCGACAUGCAGGCCAUCUACCUACAGUCUCUGAAAGAUGCACGACAACGGGCGGAUUUUAAAAUCCCCGGUACACGGUACCGAUACGCUCCACUGAAGGAGGAGGGCCUGGCAGAAAAGGACAACUCUUUCACAGACGACGAUCAAGCUAUUUUCGAGUCGCAGGAUAAUUCUUUCAUAGUCGACGAAAUUGUUUUCGAGUCGCAGCUUUCGCCACUGGCGGCAAUGGAAAGGGAUCUAGCCGAACGGGAACGAUUGGCCAAACGGAAGAAGGUACAGCGGCAUGACAAGCAGUCCCAGUGCAAACGGCGCAAAAGAGUUGUCCAUUUAGAGAGCAGCGACAGUGAUUGAGCAUCCAAUGGCCAUGGUAGACUUAAACAUUGUAUAGAAUCUGGUACGGAUCGUCGAGUUGCCAGAAGCCGGUGUAACUGGAUGAUUUAUAAAAUGUGGCCCAGCAUGGAGUGCUAUUGCAUUUAUCCACCACGCAUUGGUGGUUUGUCCACGUUUUGACUUGUUAUCUGUUAAUGACAUG